AUCGAUGUUUCUCCACCACUAAUUGAUAGUAGCGCUUGAGCCAUUUUAGUUUGUUUGGAAUUGAAAAGUAUUGAAUUAAAAUCAACAAUAGCGACAGUUUGUAUGUGAUUAAUUGACUAACAAUGUCAACAGCGAGCAAGUGCAGUAAGUGCCAAAAAGAGACGACAAGCACAGCAUUGGAUGCUGGGCUUUGCGUGGACUGCUCGCCAGCCCUGGCAGCGUCGCCAACUGCAGCCCUGGGCGCGUCACCUGAAGAAGAUGCUGUAAAAAUGGAGAUUGACACAGACCUCACAACCAACGAGACGAUGGACGAUAUCGACGACCAGGAGAAAUCCACAGCAGAGGUGAAGGAGGAACAACAACAACAGCAGGCACAGCAAAUCAUACCCAAGGCAAAGUCCGAGGAUGAGCAGGUUGCCAACAAAGCAGCGACUUCCAUGGACGUGGAGAGCGAAGCGGAAGCCAAGCCCACACCCACAGCCACGCCCUCACCCCGCGUGGGCAAGAUCACACGCAGCAGCCUAAAUGGCCAACGUUCGCCCACAGUAAUGAAGCGUCUGCGAAAGAGCACGCGGAGCACACGCUUCAAGGCGAAACUAACGGGCCGCGGCGGCAAUGCCGCCGCUGGCAACGCCGCCAAUGGACACAAUGGUCAGUCAACGGGCGGUGGAGCAACUGGCUCCAUGGCGGGCAACGUAGCCGGCGGCGGCGGCGCUGGCAAGGCACAAAACAAUGCGCGGAGUCGCCGGACACUGUUCAAGAGGCCGGCACAGAAGACACCGCGGAUGCAGGCGGCGACGCGGUUCGUGAAGAGCGUUUUCUACAAGGGAAGCUACAUGCAGAUUGGCGAUAUCGUGAGCAUCGUGGACAGCGAGCAGAAGGUGUACUAUGCCCAGAUUCGUGGCCUGCUCGUGGAUGCGUACUGCGAGAAGUCGGCGUUCCUCACCUGGCUGAUACCCACACAGGACAGUCCCGAUCCCAAGGAGGGUUUCGAUCCCGCCACCUACUUGAUAGGUCCCGAUGAGCAGCUGUCACGCAAGCUGUGCUUCCUGGAGUUCAUCAUGCAUGCGCCGAGCAAUUAUUAUUUCGAUCGCACGACGCCAUUCCCGCUGCCCGAUGUCGAUGACUACACCACGCAUCGCACUGGCGGAUUCAUCUGGACGCGGUUGCCCGUGGUGAAGCGGGAGAGGGAAAGGGAGCGGGAAAAGGAGCGAGAAAAGGAGCGGGAGCGCAAGGCGGCCGCAUAGCAAAGAGCCAGCUGACGUCGUCUUCCAAGCAGGCUUUAAUUUAUUUUAAUUCUUUUUUUUUUUGUGUGUCAAACUCAUUUAGAUUAAAAGCAGCACAAGAUGUAAGAGAUUGGAGUGCGUUGUUCUCCCUUGCGUCUUCCCAUAGAUGUCUCUAAUGUUGUUCCUCCUCGCAGUACUCGAGAUAAGCGCGAUCCGCUUCCUCCAUUUGCAGCUGUCUGUUGAUGGGCACCAAGUACUCCUUGAGUGCAAAUUGCUGGCUCAGCUGCAUGCGAAGGGCGCUCGCCCCCCUCCGCCAGUUGGAUGCGUUGCUGCACAUCGUCAGCGGUGAUGAUGGUGACGGAUUUUUCCCGUGGCUUCGGCUCCAGCUCAACCGGUAUCUCCACCUGCUUAGACUCUUCCGGCUGCUCAGACUCCUCCUCCAGCUGCUCAAACUCUUCUGGCUGCUCCUUCUCCUCCUCCUGUCCCUGCUCCGCCUCUAGAGCUGGCAGCUGCAUCGCUGGAACAUCCAAAGCCGCCGCUUGAUGCGCUGCACGCAGCUCGGAAAUCACCUCGUUGAUGGCCACCUGGAGACGAGGCGUCACAUUGAUGUCGUUGGCAUUGCGUGUCAGCUGCCAACACUUCUCUCCACGACAUCCACCAACAGAUUGUACACCCACUUGACCAGCUCCCGGAGCACAGUGCAGCUCAGAUGCGACAAGCUCUCGAUGGUCUGAUAAAUUGUUUCCUGAUUGCGCAUCAGAAGCGGCGCAAUGUAUUCAUCGUGUAUCAGAUGGCAGCCGCCUCCAAUGCUGGGCAGCAGCCAGAGCAGCAAACACAACUUCAAGCUGGCCAGGAAUGGCACCCAGAACUCAAUGCAACUGCUGAUGAAGUGCAGCACAAUGAAGCCACCAAACACAAUCCAAUAUUUCAUCCACGAGAGCUGCGACUGCUGAUUGCCGCUGCCGCUUAGAGUUGAAUAGGUUGCGUACGCUGGAUAGACGCACCCAAUGACCAUGACCACGAAUUCGUACAACAUCUUGCUGCUUUCUUUCUUUUUUUUAGUUUAAUUUUACGAGAAAUAUAAAAGGAAAGAAA
Drosophila nasuta is the source of this 2321-nucleotide messenger RNA. RefSeq lists its product as uncharacterized. Lineage: Eukaryota; Metazoa; Arthropoda; Insecta; Diptera; Drosophilidae. Bases 123 to 1247 code for a protein of 374 amino acids. Gene Ontology annotation, cellular component: nucleus. The transcript has 2 exons. Gene Ontology annotation, biological process: chromatin organization. The record is from RefSeq and is a predicted model, not a curated record.